UCGCCGCCUUUCAGAGAUCCGCGGGGACCAUUUGAUAUGCGCAAUAUUGGUGGUCUUCAUCGCGGCAUUGGUAUCUCAUUUGACAGGAGCUGUGUGGGCAGUAGGUUUGGGAUAUGACGCUAUUCAAUUUCUUUAAGAGGCACAGGGAGGUCAGACAGCAGCUAGUGAAUGAAAUGUAAAAAUUCCUGGCGGGAUGACACAUUUCCAGAGUGCUGUUGGAACAUGGGCAUUCAGAGACGAGGAUGCGCGCUCGAUGGCGACGGAGGCGGCGGAGGCGCCCGAGCAUCGCACGGUAUAUCUCAACAAGGAGCAGCCGGCCAACAAGUGCGUCUCCAACGCCAUCACCACCGCCAAGUACAGCGUCUUCUCCUUCCUGCCCAAGUUCUUGUUUGAGCAGUUCCGCCGCUACUCAAACAUAUUCUUCCUGUUCAUCGCGCUGCUGCAGCAAAUACCGGAUGUGUCUCCUACCGGCAAGUACACCACGCUGACGCCACUGGUGUGCAUCCUGACCAUAUCGGCCGUCAAGGAGUUCAUAGAGGACUGGAAGCGGCACCGCGCCGACGACGAGGUCAACAACCGCCAGGUGGAGGUGCUGGACGAACACAACUGGCGCUGGAAGCGCUGGGCCGAGGUGGGCGUCGGCGACUUCUGCAAAAUCCGCAGCGACCACUACUUUCCAGCCGACCUGAUGCUGCUCUCCUCCAGUGAGCCGCAGGGCUUGUGCUACAUCGAGACGGCCAACCUGGACGGGGAGACGAACCUCAAGAUCCGCCAGAGCCUGCCGGCGACGGCGCGGCUGCUGGACACGCGCGACCUGGACCAGCUGAGCGCCCGCGUCGACUGCGAGCCGCCCAGCCGGGUCCUAUACGAGUUUGUCGGCACGCUGAAGGAGACCGGCAAAUCAGAGGUGGCGCUGGGCCCGAACCAGCUGCUGCUGCGCGGCGCCAAGCUAAAGAACACCACAUGGGUGUUCGGCGCUGUCGUCUACACCGGCCACGAGACCAAGUUGAUGAAGAACUCGUCGCCGGCGCCGCUGAAGCGCUCGACGGUGGACCAGCGCACCAACACGCAGAUCCUGUUCCUGUUCGGCCUGCUGGUGGUCCUGUGCGUUAUAAGCGCGGUGGCCAGCGAGUUCUGGACGGUGCGACACCAGGCUACCGACUGGUACCUCGGCCUUGACGAGAUGUCGACUGUCAAUUUCGGAUACAACCUCCUGACGUUUAUAAUCCUGUACAACAACCUGAUUCCGAUAUCGUUGCAAGUCACCGUUGAGAUUGCUAGGUUUAUCCAGGCCCUUUACAUAAAUAUGGACCAUGAGAUGUACUACGAGCCGACGGACACGCCGGCCAUGGCUCGCACUUCCAACCUGAACGAGGAGCUGGGCCAGGUCAAGUACGUGCUCACGGACAAGACGGGCACGCUCACCCAGAACGUGAUGGAGUUUAAAAAGUGCACCAUCGCCGGCACCAAGUACAGCUCGGCCGAGGAGCUGGAUGCUGCGUUGAAGGACCGCGACCCCAGCCUGCAGUCGGGUGACGUUAUCCAGGACUUCCUGCUGAUGGUGGCGGUGUGUCACACUGUGAUCCCCGAGGAGCAGGAGCGCGCCUCCGGCAAGGUCGUCUACCACGCCGCCAGUCCAGACGAGCGCGCCCUGGUGGAGGGCGCCAGCCGCCUGGGCUACACCUUCACCACGCGCACGCCGCAGACGCUCUCGGUGGAUGUGCACGGCCAGCUGCUGCAGAUCGAGGUGCUGAACGUCCUCGAGUUCACCAGCACCAGGAAGCGCAUGUCGGUGAUCAUCCGCCAACCCAACGGGCGUAUCCAGUUGAUGUGCAAGGGCGCCGACACGGUCAUCUACGAGCGGCUGGGCGACCCGCGCUACAAGGACGAGACGCUCUCGCACCUGGCCGAGUUUGCCAGCGAGGGCCUGCGCACGCUCUGCCUGGCCGUGGCUGACAUCGGCGACCAGGAGUACACGGAAUGGAUGGAGACCUACCACAAGGCGUCGACGGCGAUCCAGUGCCGCGAGGAGAAGAUCGAGGACGCUGCCCGGCUGAUCGAGACCAACCUGGUGCUGCUCGGCGCCACCGCCAUCGAGGACAAGCUGCAGGACCAGGUGCCCGAGACCAUCGAGUCGCUGCUGGCGGCCGAUAUUCACGUCUGGGUGCUGACCGGCGACAAGCAGGAGACGGCCAUCAACAUCGGCCACUCGUCCCGCCUGCUCCACUCCAAGAUGCCGCUGCUGCUUCUCAACGAGGACGGACUGGACCGGACACGCGCCGUGGUGACGGAGCGGCUGAACGAGAUGCGGGAGCACCGCGAGGAGGCCGGCCAGGUGGCGCUCAUCAUCGACGGCCGAACGCUGCAGUACGCGCUGACGCACGAGCUGCGCGCCGAGUUCAUGGAGCUUUGCCUGGGCUGCCGCAGCGUCAUCUGCUGCCGCGUCAGUCCCGGCCAGAAGGCUGAGAUCACCGAGCUGGUGACGCAGCAGACCAAGGCCGUCACGCUGGCCAUCGGCGACGGCGCCAACGACGUGGCCAUGAUCCAGGCGGCGCACGUGGGCGUGGGCAUCGCCGGCGUGGAGGGCCUGCAGGCGGCGCACGCCUCGGACUACGCCAUCGGCCAGUUCCGCUUCCUGGCCCGCCUGCUGCUCGUGCACGGCGCCUGGAACUACAGCCGGCUGACGAACGUCAUCCUGUACAGCUUCUACAAGAACAUCUGCCUGUACGUGGUGGAGCUGUGGUACGCCAUCUACUCCGGCUGGUCCGGGCAGGUGGUAUUCGAACGCUGGACCAUCGCCGCCUACAAUCUGCUCUUCACCUCCGUGCCGCCGCUCAUCAUGGGCUUCAUCGACCGCUCGUGCAGCGCCGAGACGCGUAUGAAGUACCCCCAGCUCUACAAAACCUCACAGCAGGGACAGCUCUUCAGCGUCCAGGUUUUCUGGCUGUGGAUCAUCAACGCGUUGGUACACUCGGUGAUGCUGUUCUGGCUGUCGUUCGGCGCCAUGGAGCAGGACGUGGCGUGGUCCAGCGGCAGGAAUGCUGGCUACCUCAUGCUCGGCAACAUGGUCUACACGUACGUGGUGGUGACGGUGUCGCUGAAGGCUGGUCUGGAGAUGAAGGCCUGGACGUGCCUGACCCACCUGGCCAUCUGGGGCUCGAUCGUCGUCUGGUUCGUCUUUCUCUUCGUGUACGCCCAGCUGCCGUUGGCGGACGACAUCCUCGGCCUGCACACCAUGAUCUUCAGCUCGCCCGUCUUCUGGUUUGGCCUGCUUCUGGUGCCGACCGUCACCAUACUGCCAGACGUGCUGUUCAAGAGCGUCGUCAACACCGUGAGCACGUCGCUGACGGACAAAGUGCGGGAGAGCGAGAUCAACUCCAAGGACCCGGCCGUUCUGCUGGCCGGAGACGGCAAGCAAAAGCUGACGGAGACGGCGCGGCUGCUGCGCAACGUCAAGAACGUGUUCCGACGCACCACCACCCGCGUCGACCUGGAGGUAGAGCUCUCCCAUGGAUAUGCGUUCUCUCAGGAAGAGGGUGGGGCCGUGGCCCAGGCUGCUAUAAUUAGAGCGUAUGACACAACUCGGCCCAAACCCACCGGCAUGUAACUUGGCCUUGGGCGGGCUCGCGAUGCUGCCAGCGCAAGACUCGACGUUCGCGUCGGCAAAAGGUCGGCAUUCAAGGUCUCCGUGGAUGUGUGGCACGAGCCCCAAGACCACCGCACUUAAGAUGUUUGUAAGUGAUGCAUGGCAAGACCAGUCCCAUUUUCACAGGCAUGUUAGCUUACGGCAAGACCGGCCCCGCCCUGGGGCCGGACGGCGCUUAGUCGGUCUGUAAGUUGAUAUGUGACAUGGCAAUGGCCUCGCCGCCAUGUAGGCGGUGUUGUGAACGGCGCGACGUCGCGAGUAUAUGAAAAGCACCGCAGUGCAGAAGCCGCUGCGACUGGCGCAUGUCGUCGCUCGCUGCUCGCUGCUUAUGGGCGGAUCGUCCAUGAGCCAAAUGAAAGAGAGGUUGGUCGCUGGGUUCGCUUCGGCGUAGCUGCUUUGUCAUCAUCGUACUCGUAACCGGUUUCUGUUGUAAUGUGCCCGUCAAAUGACCCGCAUUCUCGCACUCCACACAUUCAGCUGCGAGUCCAUCGAGGCACACGUGUUCCUCCCCGGCAUGCCACGACGUGCCCGAGCAUCGGGUCGCGCAGGUGACUCCCAAGGUCGACGGGCGUGACGUGGGGCCCGACGAUCGCCACCUGUCGGGCCACAGCGGGAUCCACCUGACGGCCCACCCGUGCACUCUCCGCUGUUGUGUGCGCCGCCGCGGGGCCGUGCCGUGCCGUCUCCGGGUGCGGUGCGGCGGGCGCCGCCGCGGCCGCACACUCCCGUCGGGGUGGGACGAUGGCGCGACGCUCGGACGGCCUGGGGGCACCGCCCUGCCCAAUCAGGCGCCCCUGCCGCGUCGGCGGCGCUGAUCGACGGCGUGUCUGCCGUCGGCUGGUCUGCUGCCAGCCGACGGCGUCCGUGCCCCCCCCCCCCCCCCCUCCCACCGACCAUCGCCGGCGCCGGGACGGCGAGGGCAGCCAACUGCAUGGCAGCCCAGCGUGGGCAGGACUCGGGCAUUACCGGAGCGGGCGGAGGGCAGUGGGGCUGGGAAGUGCUGUGAGUUGCGCACGCUGGCGGAGGAGGCGCGACACCGCUCGAAGAACUGCGAAGGAAUGCACGUUUGAUAUCGACGAAGAUCAAUCUAAUCGGUUGAUUUCACAACAGGCUUGUUCGAUUCGCUUGCGGUGGUUUUGUUGAUGCAUUCGCCUGGUACAAAUGUGUUCUGAUCUCAGUUGUUUUACGCGUUCGGUCGUGGGCGACUCGCUGGAGGGUACGCUUCGCGCGCAGCGUGCGCGCAUGGAUGGGGAACACUAUGUUGGGGUGGUUGGCUACGGCGGUCGUCAGUCGACUGGCGAGAGUUGUCUGGAAAGAGGCGUGCUUGCGCUCCCGCUGAUGCAUUAAAGUCUUCUCGGGCGAGGGACGUUUGUUAUACCGUGUGAUUUGUUCGAUGCCCGUGGUACGGGGCCGAGGCGCGCUGUCCCCGUUCGCGGCGCAGGCUCGCCGGGGCUCGCGAUUUUUAUUAUGUUGUUUCUCUCGGCUAUGCGUUGCUCGCUGGUGUCGGCUGCCGCAGAGCAACACCGUUCUGGUCAUGACAAGGUUGCACAGGUACCGAGUCGUGGGCGCGCGCGAGUGAUCCGAGCCCGGGCGUCGUGGCUUCCCAUCGGGAGAAGUAUCAUGCCCUUUCUGUGCGAAUUCAUGUAUCAAUACAUGUGCAUACCGCU
Molecule: messenger RNA, 5313 nt
Organism: Pollicipes pollicipes
Lineage: Eukaryota; Metazoa; Arthropoda; Thecostraca; Pollicipedomorpha; Pollicipedidae
Product: putative phospholipid-transporting ATPase IA
Exons: 22
Coding region: 194-3607 (1137 amino acids)
Biological process (GO): phospholipid translocation
Cellular component (GO): trans-Golgi network; plasma membrane
Molecular function (GO): ATP binding; ATP hydrolysis activity; magnesium ion binding
Source: RefSeq, a predicted model, not a curated record